GGUAUUUUGAGCAAAACACUUCAUAGACAUGUUUUUUUAUAUAUCUGAGACCUAUGCUAUUGCCUACAAAUAGCAUGAUAGGUGCCCUUUAAUAACAAAAGCUCAAAGUCUUUAAUACAUAAUCUGGUUUUCGAGGUGAACUCAUACUGCGCAUUGGGAUGUAUUCUUAACAACCACAAAAACAAUAUGAUGAACUGUGCCAGGAAAACAAGACAAGAGGAAUUUGUUUAACAAAUAAAAAUGGAAUAAAUCACCCUGAUUAAAAAAGGUCGCACCAAAACAAGUAAAUGUCAUCACCUUGCACAUGACCGCAGCAGUGUUCCUGUGAACGCCAGCCACUGUCCAUUGUCCUGCAGAGGCCCCAUGGCUCGUAUUAUUUGCAUGUUUUACGAUCUGAUCUGUUUGUGCACGCUGUUUACAUCAUUUCACCCUGAGUCACAUCCAGAGGCGCCUGUGUUGAAGCUUCUAAUGUCGACGAUGGAAAUAUAACUUUUAGAUGAGACUAUUUUGCAAUGCCUCGGAUUAGUUGUUGUGUUUUAAAUCAUUUUGAGAAGACUGAAAUGUUUGACAUCAUCCAGCUUUCUGUUUCCCUGAGCAGAUGAUUCGAAACUAGGCUUUUGAAACCUACUCCAGAAGGACUCCAACCUGGAUUCAGAUGCUUGUUUCCAUGUUUUCCAUUUAAUUUGAGGAUUCAGUGUGGGUAGAACUACUUUCAAAACCACCUUGUUUCAGGUCUUUAGUCCAGGAUGAACCAGGACCAGGUGAUUCUUCAGACUUUCUCUCAGACUCCGAGCAUCGGGAAGAACACGAGCGUCACUUUAAUGCCUCAACAAGAGCAGCAGCAGGAUUUUGAACAUGGCUUCCAGCCUGGGGACCACGAAUCCCAAAAGGCCUUCAUUGAGUUUCGCAUCAAGCAGCUCCACAACAGACGCUUCAUGCUGCUGGAGAUGCAGCGCUUCAGGAAGAAGGACGAUGGCGUCUCCACCGCAGGGGAACUGCCCUGUGAGGACAGCGACCAGCUGUGUGAGCUGGAGAACAUCCGGAGGGAGCUGGAGCAGCUGCUGGCCAAGAAGGAGGAGCUGGAGAGACAGAAGAAUGCCUCCGAGCCCUCAGCUAACAGAGGCCCAUGUGCCCCUUCUUAUAACACUAAGGGUCCCCGUGGGGGGAUCUACAUGCUGCCCCCCCCCCAGCUGGAGAAGGAGGAAGUGGCUCCGGAGCCUGUUACAGAAACACCAGCAAACCCAGUGGUUCCAGUGGAGUGUCUUUGCCAAACCCCGGAGCAGACGAGGUGUCCAUGCUGUGGGGAGGUCGUCCUCACAGAGACCCACAGCAGGGUGGGCGAAGCUAGCUGGAUCAUUUGCUGCACGUGCGCCAUGUUAGGGGGUGUGUUUGGCUGCUGUCUCAUCCCUUUCUUCAACGACCGGUUCAAGAACGUGCAACACGUGUGUCCCCGCUGCCAGGCAAAGAUACACACCUACGAGCCAAUAUGACACGAAGGAUACUUAAUAACAGCACUGGUGUGAUCCGUACAGUGAAAUCACGAAGUUCUGUGCUUGAGUGAGGACGUCCAAGAGUUUUUGGAGCUGUCUGGGACACCACUAUUUAGCAUAUUCAGGCUUUACUUCCUGGGUUGAACUUCAGUGCUGGCAGAAAACUCCAGAGGCUCAGAUAACUUAAGGAAAACGCCCUGACUUUCUGUGUUUGUUUCACACGCCUGCCUACCAGGAUCUCUGCAGAGCAAGGACUUAAAUCUCUAAGCUUGCCAAUGCAAAGGACACUUUACUGAUGUGUGGACGAGUUGAGGGAUGUUUUUAAGGGGGAAUUAGAUCAAGUACUUAUUCAUAAUCAAUGUGUUCGCUACAGUAGAUGAUGCACUUUAAUACUUCUCUAAGCUCGCAACAACUACCAUUCAAAGCACUGCACGCAACAUGUGUUUCGUAAAGCAGGAAAUUGCUCUUCUUCUGUGGUGGGAAUCCUGUUUUCUUCCACCAAACUGAUGGAGGUGAAAAGCUGCAUAUGAUCACAUUGCAAAACCCCUUAACCCUCUGAGACCCACAUAGGACAUUUCCGUGUUUGUAUAUUUUUGUGUUUGGCCUUAUAAAUUGUAAUUUCUUUACAGUAUAAUCAAGUUUUACACAUCCCAGAAAUCAGCAUAACUUCAGCUAAUGAUAUAUGUCACUCAUAAGAGACUUAUAUACACUAUAAUAGGGGAUAUUUGAGCAUUAAAAAAAAAAAAAAA
Molecule: messenger RNA, 2239 nt
Organism: Gymnodraco acuticeps
Lineage: Eukaryota; Metazoa; Chordata; Actinopteri; Perciformes; Bathydraconidae
Exons: 5
Coding region: 747-1490 (247 amino acids)
Molecular function (GO): zinc ion binding
Source: RefSeq, a predicted model, not a curated record